Molecule: messenger RNA, 2956 nt
Organism: Podospora pseudocomata
Lineage: Eukaryota; Fungi; Ascomycota; Sordariomycetes; Sordariales; Podosporaceae
Exons: 2
Coding region: 1067-2956 (629 amino acids)
Biological process (GO): transmembrane transport
Cellular component (GO): plasma membrane
Molecular function (GO): transmembrane transporter activity
Source: RefSeq, a predicted model, not a curated record
GCUUGUCUUGUGUGCGGUGAGGGACAGUGUCAAGUCACACCGAUUGUUCUUUUUUUCUGCUUCUUUUCCCUUUUUGGGGGGUUGGUUUGUUGGCGAAUGGGUUAGGGGAGUUCUUUAGGGAGAGAGCAAGUCGCACAUUGUGAGACAAGUUGUGGAAGGGUUGAGCACGUGGUAGUCUGAGAUUGGGUUUUGUACAUGAGGCUGUCUACAUCCUGAGAGGAAAAACUAAAAUGAGGGAUCAGAAGGGGGAACCGAAAGUCAAUGAUGACGGUGUGUUUUGUAGGAGGCUCUUGUUCCCCGCGUUGUCGAGCAUCGGCACCGGCCGCCGCCCCCAUGGUUUGCUGCUGCGUCUGAUGUGUCUUUUUUUGCCGAUUCGGCUUGACAGAAUGUCACCUUCUGAUCACCACUCUUUUUCCAACUGUUCGGUAUGUGGGAUUGACCCACAGCUCUUUCUUUCUGCCUUGCGUAAUGGGUAGACUUUCCCAUCUUUGCUUUGCCUCCGGAGUUUAGAAAGCCCUGGGUAGCUGUUAUUAAUCGAUAGCGUCUUUGGGCCUAGUGGUGCCGUCAUUCAUCAAGACAUUGCUCCCAGCCUUCUCGCAGUUUUUGCAACGUCUUGUCAUCUUUCAACAAUUGAUGGGGCUUUUUGUUCUUUCCCACGAACUAAUAUCUACCUCGAUACUUGACAGCUCUGCAUCCGCCGAGCUCUGCCUUGGACCCGCAUCCGUUUGCAUCACCGCGCAUCUGGCAGUCAAAAUAAGCUUUGUGGUCCCCAUUGCCGACAGAUCCUGGCUGUUGAGGCGGUAGAACUGACGACAUUGUUCGACAAAAACGUUGUUAGUGAGGGGUGCUUCCCUCGAUCCCGGGACUGGUCGUCCCAUCUAGGCCCAGUAGUUGAGAACUCUGCGACUCGAAGGGCUAGCUAUAGUCUUGCGAUUUGCCCACAUCGCCACACUGGGUCGAAUAAUCUCGACUGACAAGCUUCCACUGUAGGCGCUGGCCACGAAACAUUAUCGCCAUCACUUGCUUACCGACCUAUAACAUCACGUCCAAACUGCCCAACAGCAUCAUGGCUGGCGUUGCUGACGACCCAGAAAAGCGCACAACGCCAAGCAGUGGGACAAGUCCCGCGAGCACCAUCCGAGUCGACAGAAGCGAAAACCAGUUGGCGCAGUCAUCAUCAACGUCGAAGGAUGAAGUGGGCGAGCUCUCCUCCAAGGCCGAUGUGCCGCCUGUCGCAGCCUCGGGACCAGCGCCAGAGGAGUCACGUACCAAGUUAGAAACGACACUGGUCAUCACCGCACUGGCGAGCGCGCUCUUCCUUGGCGCACUCGAUAUCACCAUCGUCAGUGUAGCCAUUCCGACAAUUGCGGAGGAAUUCGGCUCGACCGCUGGGUACACAUGGAUUGGAUCGGCAUACAUGCUCGCCAGCGCGGCCGGCGCGCCGAUGUGGGGGAAGAUAUCUGAUAUCUGGGGCCGGAAGCCCAUCAUGCUCAUUGCCGUCGGCAUUUUUUGGAUUGGGUCCCUGCUGAGUGCUCUCAGCAAGAAUAUUGGCAUGCUCAUUGCUGCUCGGGCGAUCCAGGGCAUUGGUGGUGGCGGCAUCAUCAUUCUUGUCAACGUUUGCAUCAGCGACCUGUUCUCCAUGCGAAAACGAGGUAUCUACUUUGGUGUAAUGGGAAUCGUUUGGGCAGUGGCCAGCGCCGUCGGUCCUGUUCUUGGCGGUGUCUUUACAAGUCAGGUUACCUGGCGGUGGUGUUUCUGGAUCAAUCUGCCAGUAUCUGGCGUUGGGUUUGCGGUGCUGGCUUGGGUGCUGAAGCUGCACAACCCUCGCACCCCGAUGCGCCAGGGGCUCGCUGCCGUCGACUGGUUGGGUUCGCUUGCGGUUAUCGGCGGAACGCUGAUGGUCCUUUUCGGCCUCGAGUUUGGAGGCGUGACCUACCCAUGGUCGUCGCCCACCGUCAUCUGCUUGAUCGUUUUCGGUGUGGUGACGGCUGGCAUAUUCGUCUUGAUCGAAUGGAAGGUGGCCAAAUUUCCACUGAUGCCGUUGCGUCUGUUUCGUCGGCGAUCCAGCAUUGCCAGUUUGGGUGUUGCUGCUUUUCAGGGCAUUGUCUUCAUCUCGGGAAGUUACUACCUGCCGCUGUACUUCCAAGCGGUCCUCGGCGCCUCGCCAUUGAUGUCCGGCAUCUACGUCCUGCCUUUUGUCUUGUCUCUCUCAGUUGUCUCUGCCAUAACUGGCGUGGUCAUCAAGAAGACAGGAAAAUACUUGCCUUGUAUUAUCUUUGGCAUGUCUAUCAUGACUCUGGGUUUCGGGCUUUUUAUUGCUCUUGAACCGCAGGCCAACUGGGCCAAGAUCGUCGUCUUCCAGCUCAUAGCUGGCAUCGGUGUGGGGCCAAACUUCCAGGCACCGCUUAUUGCGCUUCAAACAACCGUUGGGCCUCGAGAUAUGGCAUCAGCGACGGCAACUUUUGGAUUUAUCAGGCAGUUGUUCACCGCGAUAUCUAUUGUGAUUGGGGGUGUUGUCUUCCAAAAUGGGAUGGAGGAGCAGUAUCCCAGACUGCUAGAGGAAAUCGGACCCGAUGCUGCGAACAUGCUCUCUGGGAGCAACGCGGCUUCCAGCAUUGGCUUUGCCAUGAGCCUGCCUGAGCGUAGUCGACGAGUUGCCCAAGAAGCCUACUUCAAGAGUCUGAGAACCAUGUACAUCAUGUAUGUUGUGUUCGCGGGAGUGGGAUUGAUCGUCUCCUUCUUUGUUGGGUCCCGCAAGCUGAGCAACGACCACCAAAUACACAAAACAGGACUGAAGGACAUGAAGGCUGCCAAGGAGAAGGAAAAGCCUCGACUGCCGGUUGAUGGCGGUCUAGACGAAGAACAGAGGGUUCCAGAAGGGAACUCCAAGAAACUUCCCAAGGAGUCCAAAGGGGGAAAGAAGGGAGGCAACUCGAUGAAAUUCUUCUUUGAGUGA